AUGUGGAUUCAAGGGACAAUACAACAUUAAAGAGAAAAACAAAGAGAAUUGGAUAUAAAUUGCCCACAAAUUUCUAUUCCAAUACAGAGAUUUGGAUCCCAGACUUACUAAGAAACUUUUUUCAAUAAUCGUCUUGUUGCCACUUAAGAAAAUCAAAGUUGA
Molecule: messenger RNA, 162 nt
Organism: Paramecium pentaurelia
Lineage: Eukaryota; Ciliophora; Oligohymenophorea; Peniculida; Parameciidae
Source: the annotation of a GenBank genome assembly